This is a messenger RNA of Thelazia callipaeda (thelaziosis nematode), 3357 nucleotides long. NCBI's taxonomy places the organism in Eukaryota, Metazoa, Nematoda, Chromadorea, Rhabditida, Thelaziidae. The record is from the annotation of a GenBank genome assembly.
AUGGAUACUAGCUGUAGGACUGCCGACACUGAAAGUGAAAUACUCGAAGGAAAUGCAAACUCUCAGCGAAGUUACGUUAUUGAAAGUCAGAAUAAAGAAGUGGUACAAAAUCAAGAAAUAGAAGAUCAGAAAAACUUGGAAAAAGUGGAGGGUAUUGCUGUUUUUGCUGGAGGGAACGUUGCUGUGUAUGAUGCUGCUGCUCUUGAAUAUAAUAUCUUGGAACAAGUUGGAAAAUCAUUUACGGAACACAUAGCUAGGUCAGAAUUGCCGCUACAACAAGAAGAUUCAGGUCAACUGCAGAAUAUUAUAAUUGAAAAUGCCCAGUCUUCAUUUGUGGAUUUUGGUGAUAUGACACCUUUUGAAGUGCUUGAUAGAACGAAACAUGAUGUCUCUGAAGUUAUUUGGAAUAAGUCAGAUAUUGCCAGCAAACAAGAAGUGAACAGGUUAAAUGAAAAUAUAGAAUUGUCGAAUUUUCUCCCUAGCGAAAAAUUCUCUGCGGAAAGCAGUAAUAGUGAAAGCGAGCAUGAUGAGUGCAUGUCCUCUGCAGAUGAAUCGAGGGAUAAGAAAAAACAUCCUCAAAAAAAUGCUAAGAAAACUAAAAUUGAUGAAAGAGAUCAAGAUGAUGCGGAUGAUUGUUAUUUCAUUCGAAGGAUACGGCAGCAUUUUGCGCUACUUGAGCUUCAAAAGAUUGAAGAAGAAAACAAAUCGAAAGAAGAUAAUAAUUUCCGUGAAUUGAAACAUGAUGUAAAAGUUCCCAAUGAUUGUUGGAAAAAAUUGUACAAAUAUCAAAAAACAGGCGUAAGGUGGUUGAGCGAAUUGCAUAACCAGUGUGUUGGUGGUAUAUUAGCUGAUGAAAUGGGAUUGGGAAAAACAAUCCAAGUCAUUUCUUUUCUGAGAGCAAUCUCGUUUUCUGACUUAGAAAAUCGGGGAUUUCGCUUUCGUGGUCUUGGUCCAGUACUAAUAAUUUGUCCAACUACAUUGAUAUAUCAGUGGUUGAAAGAAUUUCGUGUUUGGUUUCCUCUUUGUCGUGUGGCAGUGUUACAUAAUAGUGGUUCGUUUCAUGGUCGAAGUGGACUGCUCAUUCAAAAAAUAGUUGUUCCAAGAAAGGAUGGUAGUGUUUUGUUAACGUCGUAUGGAACUUUUAUCAAAAAUCGUAAGCAGUUGGUGAAUGAAACAUGGCAUUAUGUUAUUCUUGAUGAAGGUCAUAAAAUAAGGAAUCCAGACGCAAAGAUAACUCUUGCUGUAAAAGAAAUGUCUACUCCUCAUAGAUUAAUUUUAAGUGGUUCACCGCUACAAAAUUCUCUUCGUGAACUAUGGUCUCUGGUUGAUUUUGUUUAUCCAGGUCGAUUAGGAGAUUUGAAAUCAUUUGUUGAUAAAUUUUCGACUCCGAUCACUCAAGGUGGAUAUGCUAAUGCUACUGCUGUUCAAGUUCGUACCGCCUAUAAGUGUGCAUGUGUUUUGAGAGAUGCUAUUAAUCCGUACCUUCUCAGACGUUUGAAAAAGAAUGUCGAAAUGUCAAUCAAUUUACCAUCAAAAACUGAACAGGUCCUUUUCUGUAAUAUAACACCAUGUCAGCGAAGACUUUAUGAAGAAUAUUUGUCAUCGCGAGAAUGUGGCCGUAUUUUGUCUGGCAAAAUGGAUGCCUUUGUUGGUUUAAUGACAUUAAGGAAAUUAUGUAAUCAUCCUGAUCUCAUUACUGGUGGACCUAACAAAUUUAAUGAUUAUGAUGUUACGGUUGAUGAAGAUAUGGAAUUUGGAGCAGCUUGCAGAAGCGGAAAAAUGGAAGUACUUAAAACUCUGUUGAAGUUGUGGAAACGACAGGACCAGAAAGUUCUGUUAUUUUCUCAAAGCCGACAGAUGCUGACAAUACUUGAAAAAAUGAUAAUCAAGCAAGGGUACGACUAUUUGAGAAUGGAUGGCAAAACACCAAUCAAAAAAAGACAACGACUUGUUGAUGAUUUCAAUAAGAAAAGUGAACUGUUCAUUUUUUUAUUAACUACGCGCGUUGGUGGGCUUGGAAUAAAUCUUACAGGUGCAAAUCGCGUAGUUAUUUUCGACCCAGAUUGGAACCCUUCUGUUGAUAUCCAAGCACGCGAGCGUGCAUGGCGGAUUGGGCAAGAGCGGAAUGUUACAAUAUACAGAUUUUUGACGGGUGGUACUAUUGAAGAAAAAAUCUACCAUAGGCAAGUUUUCAAGCUUUUUCUCUCCAAUCGUGUACUAGUUGAUCCGAGACAGAGAAGGUUUUUCAAAACGAAUGAAUUGCACGAGUUGUUUUGUUUGGGUGAUGACAAAGUAAUGAGAAAGGAAGGCACAGAAACGGCAGCGCUCUUCAGCGGUACUACAAAGAAUAUUACGCGUGAUUCCUUUUCGUGUUCUCGUAAUUUUUUCGAUAAAAAUGAAAAAGACCGAGAAGGAAAGCGAAAAGAAUUUCGAAGAGCACGAAAAAGGUUGCCAGUGGAAGUAACGUGUGAUGAUGAUGAUGAUGAUGAUGAAACAAAAGCACUUGUUGAUAAAAAUUUGUCAGCGGAAAAAAUUGCUGAAUUAAAAGAACUAGCUCGAAAAAUCAGUAGGUCGAUUGGUAAGAGUGCCGAAAAAAGAAUGAAAAUCACUGAUAGCGAAACGAGUGGUAACAAGAUGAAGGUUAGAAGCAGUGAUAAAAGCUUUGAUAUCGAUGUUGAAAUUCCGUAUUUGCAAAAGAGACGACGCUACAAAGAAAGUUAUAAAGAAAAUCCUAAGCAGGCAUGUGUGAUCUCGGCCCUUCAGCAUGACCAUAUUUUCACAGAAAGUAUUAUGGAUGAACAGUUGGUUGAAGAUCAAGCAAAUGCUGUUGCUGCAAGUGCUGCAGCAUUCAUAAGACGUUCUAGAAGGUGUUUGCCGAAACACAAUUUUGAGAAACAAAGAUUUGGUCUGAAAAAAGCCAGUGGUUAUCAGCAACAGAAUGAAUCUAAAAGUGAUAAUGAGGAAGAGCCAAAUUUCAGCGGUGCUGCGCUGCUCAAUCGAAAUUCGGAUAAAAAUAAUACUGGAAGCUUAUUAGAUGCUAUUCGCCGACGGAAAGAUCGAAAUUUGGAGUUAUUAGGAACCAACAAUGGGAGAUUUAAUGAAGAACACUAUCCUUCAUUAUUUGAUUCACUGGAAACGUCAGCUCCAAAGUCUCUCAAAAAACAUGUUGAAAUGGCAGAUGCUAUACGUUUAUUCAUGAUCCAAAGAAAUGGGAAAGCGUUAACAGAUGAAAUUUUGCAGAGCUUUAAAAAUCGGGUAUUACGGGAAGAUUUGUUGGCAUUUCGAUCCAUUUUGAAGAACUUGUGUAAUUUACAGAAAAACUCCAAUUUAUGGAUUUUGAAAGAUGAAUAUCACUAA